This is a messenger RNA of Knipowitschia caucasica, 1425 nucleotides long. Lineage: Eukaryota; Metazoa; Chordata; Actinopteri; Gobiiformes; Gobiidae. The record is from the annotation of a GenBank genome assembly.
AUGACCAUCAUCAUUUUCACUGUGUCUGUCUUGUGCCUGAUGCCAGUUGCGGUGGUGGGUCGGUGGGCGUGUGCGCGCGCCUGCCCCCCCUCAUGCACCUGUACACAGGAGAGGAGCUGCUCUGUGCUGUGUGACCGCACUGCCAUGGCCGAGCUGCCCAAAGAGUUUCCCUGCGAGGCCUCCUCCAUCAACCUGGACAAGAACAGACUCAAGUUUCUGUCAGAAAGAGCGUUUGGGACCCUGCCCUCCCUCAAGUCCCUGUCCCUGGACCACAACAACAUUUCCUUUAUCACUCCUGGGGCUUUCAAGGGUCUGUCCAACUUGAUUGACCUCAGAAUGGCGCACAACGAGUACAUCAGCUACCUCCACACUCGCACUUUCACCGGCCUGAAGAAACUAGUGCGACUGGACAUGUCUGACUGUAACCUGUUCAACAUCCCAGACCGAAUCUUCAUCGAGCAGAUCGCACUGAAGGAGCUGUUCUGCUUCCAGAACAACUUCCGCAGGAUCCCGGGAUCCAUCCGCGGCAUGGAGAACCUCACCCACAUCUACCUGGAGAGGAACAAAAUCGAGGCCGUGGCUUACAACUCACUGCUGGGUCUGACCAAUCUCAAGUACCUAAACCUCCAGGACAACCGCAUUAAUGUGAUCCACGACCAGGCCUUCCAGGACCUCUUGCGUCUGGAGAAUUUCUACCUCAACGACAACCUGCUCUCCACUCUCCCCCGGGUCGCUUUCCAGGGCCUCAGCUGCCUCAAAAUGCUCAACCUCGGGGGAAACCAGCUGACCAACGUAUCCAAGACCUGGUUCAGUGAUCUGGUGGAGCUGGAGGUCCUCUAUUUGGACAGGAACCAGUUGGUGUUCAUUGAAGAAGGCACAUUUGAAAACCUGACCAGUCUGAUCACUCUUCAUCUGAACAGCAACAACCUCACCACGCUCCCCUUCCCAGUCUUCCAGCCCAUCUACCUCCUGGGGCGCCUUUAUCUGUUCAGAAACCCCUGGGAAUGCGACUGUGGCCUGGAGUGGUUGAAGGAGUGGAUGGAGAGCUACAAACUGGUGAGGGACGUCCCGUGUGCGUCUCCAUCUUCGGUAGCGGGACUGGAUCUAAGUGAAGUGGUGUUUUCUAAGAUCAAUGGCACAUGUGUGGAUCCGGCAGAGCUCAACCUGACCACAGCGUCCUCAGAGGUCGGCUCCACUACCGAGAAUAAAUUCAAUAGUCUGAUUUCAAAGCUCCUUCAACAGGAACUGAAGGAGGAAAUGGGCAACAGUUCGGAGAGUCUGAGGAAUGGGACUGCUGUGGAGUCCGAGGAGGCGCAGCUGUCAGACCAGGCCUCAGCACUGGGAACAAACCAGUGGAUCUGGAUCCUGCUGUUCUGGGCUCUGCUGUCACACAUCAGUGACUGCUACGUCCCGUUGUGCACUUGA